CGAAUUCGUGCGUCGGCCGGUCGAGUUGUGUGCCAAACGCUUGGCACCUGUCGCCCCACACGUGUUGCGUUCCACUUGCGCUGCGCGUCUCCUUCGACCUCACCCGCGUACACCGCGGCGUAUGCGUUACGUUACGUAUUGUAUGGUGCAGCCACUGCGAAAUAAUAUCUGAUUGUUUUAGUUAUGUGAGCCGCAGAGUGGAGUGCCCCAGAGCCAGUACUUCAAGCACCAGCAGUGAUUUAACUCAUAUUAAAGUGUAGAAAAAAUACGAAAAAGAAGUGUGAACUUGCGGGCCAUAAGAAUGAUAAAUUGUUUGCCCUGUUUUGCUAGAAGGCGAAACACCAUCAAUGUGAGUGCUGCGGACUGUGUGCUCUUCCACUAGAGCUCCGUGCCGCUCGGGGGCAAUGAAAUCGCGGAAGCUGCCAAAGGGCUUCGUGCUUUGUGGCCUCAACUGUUUGACCUUCGUCUACUUCCCGCUCGUCCUGCCCAUCCUGCGAUGCUCGGCCGGAGCAGCAGCAGGAGCGUCCGGCGGGUCAGGGGGCUCAAAGACCGCCGACGACUUCGACUUCCGGAUGCAGCGAGUGCGCAAUGUCCUGAAGGAAGUGCCCCUAAUCGACGGACACAACGAUCUGCCGUGGAAUAUCCGCAAGUUCCUCAAGAACCAGCUGAAGGACUUUCACUUUGGCGGCGACCUGCGGGAGUUGGCUCCCUGGUCUUCGAGUGCCUGGAGUCACACGGAUCUGCGCCGUCUCAAGGAGGGCAUGGUCUCCGCCCAGUUCUGGUCCGCCUACGCCCCCUGCUCAUCCCAGCACCUGGAUGCAGUGCAGCUGACCCUGGAGCAGAUCGACCUGAUCCGGCGACUGGUCCAGCUGUAUCCGCAUCACAUGGCGCUGGUCACGACGGCCUCGGGAAUCGAACAGACCCAUCGGACUGGCAAGAUCGCCAGUCUCAUUGGCGUGGAGGGCGGACAUGCCAUCGGCACCAGCCUGAGUGUCCUGCGAAUGUUCUACCAACUGGGCGCCAGAUACCUGACUCUCACACACACCUGCAAUACACCUUGGGCGGACUGCUGCAAAGUUGACGAACCGGGGAAGUACCCGCACAUAGGCGGCCUAUCGCAGUUUGGCAAGCUGGUGGUCAAGGAGAUGAACCGACUGGGCAUGAUUGUUGAUCUGUCGCACGUCUCGGUGCCCACGAUGCUGGACGCCCUGGCCGCCUCGAGGGCCCCGCUAAUAUUCUCGCACUCCUCGGCGCACGCCAUCUGCAACAGUUCCCGCAACGUUCCCGACCAUGUCCUGCAGCGCAUUGCAAUAAACGGCGGUCUGGUUAUGGUGGCCUUCUAUCCGCAUUUCGUCAGCUGCUCGGGACAGGCGACAUUGCACGAUGUUGUGGCGCACAUCAACCACAUAAGGGAGGUGGCCGGCAUCGAUCAUGUUGGCAUUGGAGCUGGCUACGACGGAGUCAACUUAGUGCCCAAAGGACUGGAGGAUGUGUCCAAAUAUCCGCAUCUUUUUGCUGCCCUGCUCGAGUCUGAUAAAUGGUCGGAGGAGGAUAUUGCCAAGUUGGCUGGCAGGAAUCUAAUACGUGUAUUCAAGGAAGUCGAAGCGGUGCGCGAUCAGAUGGAACUUCUGCGAGUGGCACCCAUUGAUCAGUCAAUUCCAGCCGAAGACAUUAUGGGCCGAUCCUAUUGUCGUUAUCAAGGACCAAGAACGUGAUAAUUUCUCCAUUUGUAGAGCUCACCCAUACGCACACAGCGUCUCAUUCAUCGCAGCCCCGUGGCGAAAAUGGCAAAAAAUUAUGUCAAGCGUACGUGUUGUAAAGUGAAACUUGUUUUAGGUUAAUUGACAAAGUUUUCCUCCUCUGAUGUUUUUGUUUUUGUGAUUGUUUGUGUGUUUGUGUGUGGCAUGAUGCUGCACAAACGCAUGCCCACCACACACAUUCGCAAAAAACGCCGACAUUUUGCAAUCGCUCAGAGUCGAGCAGCUGGCCAACUGCUGUUGCUGCACUGAGAAAAACAAAUUAAAUAGAUUCAAAAUCACUUUUAAAUUUUUUUAUAAUUUAGAUACAAUCUUAGUUACUCAACGUCAUCUCGACAUUAUGGUAAGAAACCUUCCCUUUCUAAUUUAUUGUUAAUAUAAUUUUGACUAAUUCAUGACCAACCAGUGAAAUUUAAGACUCAUUAUUAUGUAGAAAACUUUUUACAAAGGGGUUUAUUUUUGAC
Drosophila suzukii is the source of this 2221-nucleotide messenger RNA. RefSeq names its product dipeptidase 1. NCBI's taxonomy places the organism in Eukaryota, Metazoa, Arthropoda, Insecta, Diptera, Drosophilidae. The record is from RefSeq and is a predicted model, not a curated record. Gene Ontology annotation, molecular function: metallodipeptidase activity. Gene Ontology annotation, biological process: proteolysis.